Zychaea mexicana is the source of this 300-nucleotide messenger RNA. RefSeq lists its product as uncharacterized. NCBI's taxonomy places the organism in Eukaryota, Fungi, Mucoromycota, Mucoromycetes, Mucorales, Lichtheimiaceae. The annotation marks the transcript as partial. The transcript has a single exon. The record is from RefSeq and is a predicted model, not a curated record.
GACAGCUGCGAAAGGUGUUACUGAUGCUGUCCUUGAGCAUUUUGCACGAGUCGAAAGCUUGGUGCUAUUUCGUGUUACAAAGGUCUCUACUAUCACAGAUGCAGGUGUCAAUUCAUUUCGUAAGAUCAGCAUUGGAAGCGGAGGAUCCAGUAAAGGGAUUGAAGUUCUAUCGUGUCCAGGAGUAUCUUCAAGAUAGAUAGUUUUGCUAUGUUGGUAGCAGUAUGAUAGUAUUAUGAAAGUAGUAGUAGCAGUGCUGGCUUGUAUGUACUUUAUUCUCAAAGGUAUAAUAAACGAUAUUUG